AUGCCAGUGAUUCUUAAACCAUUCAUCAACUACUUCUUAGAUGCAAGUGAUUGCCACAGAUGUCCAGAAGAUCAGCAUCCAAACAAAGGUCGAUAUCAAUGUAUCCCUAAGAUUAUAACGUUCCUGUCUUAUGAAGAAUAUUUGGGCAUCAUCCUGGCUUCCUUGGCUUUAUUCUUAUCAUUAAUCACCGGUUUUGUGUUAGGAAUCUUCAUUAAAUUUCUACAAACUCCAAUCGUUAAGGCGAAUAACCGGGAUCUCUCCUACAUCCUCCUCAUCUCCCUCCUGUUUUCCUUCUUGACUUCCUUCCUGUUCAUUGGCCAACCAAAGAAAGUUACCUGCCUUCUCCAACAAACCAUGUUUAGCAUUAUUUUCACAGUUGCUGUUUCUUCAGUUUUGGCCAAAACAUUAAUGGUGGUACUGGCCUUCCUGGCCACAAAACCGGGAAACAAAAUCAAGAGAUGGUUGGGAAAGAGUUUGGCCAACUCUAUUGUUUUUUCUUGCUCUGGUCUCCAAGCUCUCAUCUGUAUCAUCUGGUUGGCGGUUUCUCCUCCAUUUCCUGAUUCUGACAUGCACUCCCAGCCUGAACAGAUUGUCCUGAAGUGCAAUGAAGGCUCUGUCAUCAUGUUUUACAGCGCCCUUGCUUACAUGGGCUUUCUGGCUGCCGUCUGUUUCACGGUGGCUUUUCUGGCCAGGAAGCUGCCUGGGGCCUUCAACGAAGCCAAGCUGAUCACCUUCAGCAUGCUGGUCUUCUGCAGUGUCUGGAUCUCCUUCUUGCCCACCUACCUGAGCACUAAGGGGAAGUACAUGGUGGCUGUUCAGGUCUUCUCCAUCUUGUCCUCCAGUGCUGGCCUUUUGGGCUGCAUCUUCAUGCCCAAGUGCUACAUUAUUAUCUUGAGGCCUGAUCUGAAUACAAAAGAACAAAUAACAGGAAAAAAGUAAGCAUGUCAAUCAUUAAAAAAAACACACCUCCUUAAUGUUUUAUUAUCUGAUUUGUUCCCUUGCUCUAAACUAUACCUCCAGUUUGGCUCGCGCUUAAAACUACAGCCAUACUAAGAGUCCAAUGCUGUUUGUAGGAAACAGUUCUCCUUGUCAAUCAAUCUGAUAGCUGUAUACAUUAGUAAGAGUCUGGAAGGCAUAUCCUGUUGGAGAAAGGACCCCAGAUUGAAGA
Molecule: messenger RNA, 1168 nt
Organism: Pantherophis guttatus
Lineage: Eukaryota; Metazoa; Chordata; Lepidosauria; Squamata; Colubridae
Source: RefSeq, a predicted model, not a curated record